Messenger RNA from Kogia breviceps (pygmy sperm whale), 4131 nucleotides. Lineage: Eukaryota; Metazoa; Chordata; Mammalia; Artiodactyla; Physeteridae. The record is from RefSeq and is a predicted model, not a curated record.
CUGUCACAGGCUCGUCGAACAGCUGCAGGCACAGCGGACAGGACAGCUCCUGGUGCAGGAGGCCGGGUGCAGCCGACAUUGCGGGCCUGGCAUGAGGAAUCUUAGCUCCUGACCGGGAAUCGAACCCGUGGCCUGUGCAUUGGAAGUGUGGAGUCUUAACCACUGGACCACCAGGGAAGCCCCCCUCAAAGUCUUCUUACUCCAACUUUUUGGCAAGUAUUACAAGAUAUUGAAUAUAGUUCUCUGUGCGAUACACCUGAAAUCACUGCAGGAGUGAGGCUUCCACUGCUAGUAGAGGACGCUCCUGCACUUCCAGCCCCUUGUCCCUUGGCUCCCUGUGACAUCACACCGAAGUGCUAGCGUGUGCUCUGAGGCAUGUCAGGCGAAAAAUCACAGCCAGAUCUUCUGUGUCUCAGUCUGAAUGUGUGUGAGCAAGAAUGAGACUGAGCCAGGCGCCAGGGGCAAAGCUGGGCCCAAGAGGAAGGGCCCUGGGUGGUGAUAAGCAGGAACAAGGGAAGGGGCACCGUGUCACACCACGACACAUCCUCAGCUCCCCUGCUUCCAGGAAGCCAGGUGUGAGGAGGAGACCACCUUCUCCUCGUCAUGACACACACUCCCCAAGGUGCCGUUUCCUGCAGCCCCCAAAGUUCCAUUGAGAUGUGUUACGUUGGUUUUACGUAAAGCCAAGGCCACCCCAUCCAAACAAGAAUGCAAGAGAUGCGGUCAAAUGGCCAUAUGUAUGGCCAAGGGGAUCCCUGCUCUUUUGCAGGGGUGUGGUUUGAAUCAGGCAAUCGCUUUUUAAAUUCCAUGGAUCAAACACCCACGGCUUCUAAGAUUCCAACAAAUGUGAAAAGAGCAGGUUUCUAUGAUUCUAGAUUCUAGGAUUCUUUUGUCAUUUCAUGAAAGCUUAUCAAGGCUGGAUCUGUGCCAAGCCCUGUGCUGGGUGCUGAGGACCUGAAAGGGUCCUCGGUCUGGUGAGGAAAGCAGAGUGACCAGACAAGACACACUGUGUGAUAAACACUGUGAGAAAGGCAUCAUAGGGGCAUCUAGCUGACAUGGCCAAGGAAUAAUUCAUUUUGCACAGAGAGGACAGAAAAGCCAACUGGGAAGAGUAGACAGCGGCCAGACUCAGAAGCUAACCAGACAACCUGCAUGAUCCCUCAGCUAUAUGACCUUGGGCAAGUCCUUCAACCUCUCGGAGCCUCAAUCUUCUCACUUGUACAAUAGGGCUACUAUUCCCUAUCCCAAAGGGACUGUUGUAAGGGUUAGAAAUAACGCAUGUGAAGGAUCACAGCCUAUACACAGGGGCUCAGUUUUUGUAUUUCUUAGAGAAAGUGACUCCUGAUGCAUGUUGGAGGACAGGCAGAAGCUCAUCAAGCAGUCCAGGAGGGAAGAGAGGCCAAGCAGAGAGCAGGUGCUGCACGUGCAGAGGUCCAGAGGCUCACAGGGUAGAAGGUGCUGCCGAGGAAGUUGGCAAGGGACUUAAAGGCCAAUCCAAGGAGCUUAGACUUGAUUCUGGGGGCACUGAGGGGUCAUAGGAGGUUUUCAAGCAGGGGAGGGACAGCAUCAAUGUGUGCGCUAGGAAGAUGUAGCCUUCUGGCCACAGAGCACAAAAUGACAUGGAGAUUCUGCCAGGACGAAGACCAGUGAAGAGGCACAAUAAUAAACAGCCAUAAGCCAGGCAACACUAGCCGCUGGGUCACAAGUGCCACCCAUGGUAAGGAUGUUGGCACACAGUACUACCCAGCCUGUGUGGAGCAACACGCACACAGGUGGGGAGCAGGGCCCUGCUACUCUGCUGGAAGCUUUUGAACACAUGUUGCAGGCUACACAGCCUCAGUCAUUCCUUCAUUCAGCAAAUCUUCACUGAGUACCUACUAUGUCCCAGGCACUCUUGAUGCUGGAGAUUCAGCAAUGAACCAGACAAGGUCCCUGCCCUCAUAGAGCUCAUGUUUUGGUGGGGAGGUGGGUGCCUAAACAUACUCAGUUACAAUUUAGUCACAAUUGCUAUGAGAGCUACAAAUCAGUAGCAAGUUUUGAACUGGAGGGAUUCUAAACCUGGUUUCCCAGAGGAAGUAGCGUUUAACUUAAGACCUAAAGUCUUGAGAGUUUGUCAGGCAAAGAGUGAGGGAAGAGAGCUCCAGCUUGAGGGAAUAGCAUGUGCAAAGACUUGGAGAAGCAAAGGAGCCUGGCACAUUUGAGAAACUGAGAGGCCAGUGUGGUUGGAACUCAGAGAUGGAGUGUGGUCAGGGUGUGGUGCAAGACAAGGCUGGUGAGGUCCACAGGGGCAGAACAGCAGGGCCUUCCCAGCCAUGUUAAGGGCAAGUUAAGGAUUCUGGGCACAGCUUGGCCUCCAAUGCCAACCCACGCCAUCCCACUCCAACCUACACCAACCCAAGCCACCUUUCAUCUGCUCUUCUGGAUCAAGCCCCCUGACCCCAGAAUAGCUCUCUUCCCAUGAUUUUCCCUCCAGUCAAGAAUUUUCUCAACCAUUGCAAGUGUCUCUUAUCAUCACUUCCCAAGAAAUUCAGUUCCUGGGGGACCAAAUCCUGGCUCUCCCAGGAAGCAUUUGGCAAGGUUUCAGGCACCAUCAGGUAGCCCAUGUUAUGCUGGAAUAUUUACUAAGUGAAUGAGUGUUAUUAUCCCCAUUUCAUGGAUAAGGAAACUGAGGCUUGGAGAGAGAAAGCACACAACGUUAUCUCUACCCAUGGAAUUUGGGGAGCUACAUGGCUGUUAGGAUUCUAUGAUUCUGAUCCUAUGAUCGGGAGAGAGGAUGCUAAGGUUUAAGGAAACAUGGAGAUUUCAGGGUUCCAAAAUUCCACGAUUCUUAAGCCUUAGCGCUCCCAUAAACCAGGUUCCUGAUCUGUGCUACCUAGUCCAAGCCUGGAGAGGCAGGCACCAUCCAUGAGCCCUUUUCCACCGGGUCUCCUGGGUCCCGCCUCAUAGACCCGCCAAAGGAUGCAAACUGGGCGCCCCCCGAUGGCCGGGAGAGAAAGGGAAGGAACGCAUUAGUCAGGAGCCUAACACCCAAGGGCAACGUUCUGAGGCAGGGACAGGAGUGAAGGCGGGGAGUUCCAGGUCCCGCCCCAGAGCAGACUUCCUGCUUGGCAGACAGCCCGAGUGAGCUGAAGCGGCGGCCGCGGCAGGGGACCCCAGGAGCCAUGGGGUGCACGCGUGAUGCCAUCCUGGAUGCGCUGGAGAACCUGACCGCUGACGAGUUCAAGAAGUUCAAGAUGAAACUGCUUUCAGUGCCACUGCGCGAAGGCUACGGACGCAUCCCACGGGGGACGCUGCUGCCCAUGGAUGCUAUGGACCUCACCGACAAGCUCGUCAGCUACUACCUGGAGGCGUACGGUGCCGAGCUCACGGUACUCGUGCUGCGCAACAUCGGCAUGCAGGAGGUGGCGGAUCAGCUGCAGGAGACCUUGCGCAAGGGCCCCGGAACCACGCCGGCCGGGAUCAAGGCCCCUCCCCAGACAGCAGCCAAGCCAGCACUGCACUUUGUGGACCAGCAUCGGGCGGCCCUCAUUGCACGGGUCACAGACGUGGAUGGGGUGCUGGACGCCCUGUACGGGAAGGUCCUGACAGAGGAGCAGUACCAGACUGUGCGGGCGGAGUGCACCAAUCCUACCAAGAUGAGGAAGCUCUUCAGCUUUGCUCCAGCCUGGAACCUGACCUGCAAGGAUCUGCUCCUCCAGGCCCUGAGGGACACCCAGCCCUACCUGGUAGUCGACCUGGAGCAGAGCUGAGGCAUCUUCCCCAGCAGCGGUCCCACAGACAACCCCUGGCAGUUCCAGCCAACUUACCUGGAAUCUCUGAUUUUUUUUAUAUACAUAAUAUAUGAAAAACCAGCUUGUACUUAGUGUGUUUUCCUACUUCCAGCCUGGAAGCUCAUGCAGAGCUGAGCUACAUAUCCAAGCGCCACAGCAGCUCAGAGGAAGCUCUAGUUUCCGCCUGUUCCUCGGGCAGCAGGCUCCCCAAACACUUCAUCCUUCCUGCCUCAGUCACCAUGGAAUGGUUCCUCACUCACCACUUGGUGGCUCCCUUAAUGCCACCCCAGAGGGUCUGCCCUUGAGACCUGUGAACACAAGUUAGCCUUGUGGCCAAGGUCUAAAAAUUAAAAUAGAAAUA